AUGUCCCGUCUGCUGCCUGCAGCGGAGUGCAUGAACUGCACUGGCUAUGAUGGCAUCAAUGAGAGGCUGAGUGUCAUUGAAGCUCAGGCCCCACCCCUCACCCAUCACACCCGAUGCCAUUGGCCGACCAGGACCAAGAGGUCAACCAGGGCCAAUGGGCCCCCCUGGGCUUCCUGGACCUUUAGGAAUGACAGGAUUUGGAGGAAACCUGGACCUGUGGGACCCACAGGGUCACAGGGGCCACAAGGCCUCCCAGGAGAGAGAGGCCUUCCUGGGCCACCUGGGCCUCCAGGUCCCACUGCAUCUUCUCCCUUCUCCAUCAGGAGAGAUGUUUUCACAUUAACAGCGAGACAGCAUGUUCAGUAUGACGAUGGUGACUUCCCUGCCUAUCGUGAUCAGACGUUUCAUGGUCCCCCUGGGCCCUCGGGCCCACCUGGCCUGCCAGGGCCCGCUGGACCACCUGGAAGCCCAGGUGCCCCUGGAAAAAAUGCUGCUUUAAGCCUGUUAGGUAAGCCAGGUGACAGAGGCCCCAAAGGAGAUCCAGGAGAAAAAGGUCCACCUGGACUCACAGGAAAACAAGGACAGCCUGGUUUUCCAGGUCCAAAGGGUGAGCCAGGAGAGACUCAAGCAGAGGUGCAGCAGUUAAGAGAGGCUCUGAGAAUUCUGGCGGAGAGGCUUCUUAUUCUAGAACAUAUGAUUGGGAUUCAUGAUACUCUGAUGGAGUCUGGUUCUGGAAUAGAUCUCCUGGCAGAUUUCAUGGUGACGGGCAAAGCUAAAAGUGUUGGACGUGGUUGACUGUCAUCUCCUCUUACCUAAGACUGAGAGAAGCUGGACUCUGUUGGGUGUGAAAAGAGAAUAACACACUUGUGACCACUACAGGUGCAACACCUUUAUCUCCUGUCUGUUGUUUUGAAGGACAUAUCCCUCGAUAUACAGUAUUUGUGAUGGUUACAGGAUUAAGAGAUUUUCAAAUGCCAUUCAUUGGAUUUGUGUUUAAAUGUUGUCAUUCUGGGUUUGUUUUAGAGUGGCAAUGAUCUUUUUAAUUCCCUAAUUUGUAUGUACUUCUGUUUGAAUGCUUAUUGGUAAUCAACUUUUAAAAAAAAAUUCCAGUCACUGUCUUUACUUGUCCUGAAUGGUUAUAGUUCACCUAAAAAUAAGAGGGAACAUUCUGAAGAAUGUUAACGAUGCUCUUUAUUCCAUACAGUUAAAGUGAAUGGUGACUGAGUCCUAACAUGUUCUUUUGUUCAAUGGAAGAAUGAAAGACACAUGGAUUUGGAACAACAUGAGAGCAAGUAAAUGAUUAUAGAAUUUUCUUUUUUGGGUGAACUAUCCCUUUAAGUGCCUAUGCAGUUUACAUUUUUUUAUAUUAUUAUUAUUAUUAUUAUUAUUAUUAUAGUAAAAACAAGGGUUUCGUAAAGGCAGCGUUAGCCAUUAGCAUUCUUAACACUUUUCUUCAAAAUUAGCUUUAUGAGUUUGUUGUGUAUCGAGGAUAAUGAUUUUAUAACACAGUCAUUUAAGUAGCAAGUAUUGUCAUAGAGACAGCAGUACUCCAAACAUUCUCCAAACACUCUCAUAAAACAGCAAACAUUCUUGUCAUUUCCUUUCUGUGGUCUGAUUGAUGACCUACGAUGACCUCAUGCACGUAAUUAUCGGCAGUCUCAGCUGUGGCUUUGUAUAAACACAAUCCACGGCUCAAAGCUCACAGUACAUAAAAGCAGAUGAGAAUGGAUCUUUAAAACCAAAUUUGGCCCUUUGUCUGCUUUGAAAGUGCAACGUCCAACACAUUAAAAUAUGUUUACACCUUUGCUCACCUGUUCUUAUACAUAACGGCUAUCACUGACUCGUUGAAAGCCCAAAAUGGCAGAAUGCACCAAUGGCUGCUAUUAAUAGGGCCGAAGUGAAUAGACUGUGAGACACAAAAGGCCCUGUUGACCUUGUUCACAUUGCACUGUUCAACACGCCAGUGUGGCCUUAAGCUUAUUGUUGCAGUUGAGCUUUUGUAAUCCUCUCGGGAGGGAACUAAAUCUUUCAGAAUCUCUGGUUUUUCUUUGUUGUUUUAUUAAGAAAGAAAAAGUUAAGUGUCCAGAGUGUCUUGUCAAACGUUUCCAUGGUAAUAUGUUGUGUUAUUAAGACACAAAUCCUGACUGUUGUAUUGUGCUUUGACUCUUUGAUUCAUUUUUUACAUAAAAUUCUGUAGGGGAAAAUAAUCACCUUAUUUCUGCCUAUAUAAUCACA
Molecule: messenger RNA, 2235 nt
Organism: Xyrauchen texanus (razorback sucker)
Lineage: Eukaryota; Metazoa; Chordata; Actinopteri; Cypriniformes; Catostomidae
Product: EMI domain-containing protein 1-like
Exons: 12
Coding region: 1-795 (264 amino acids)
Source: RefSeq, a predicted model, not a curated record